This is a messenger RNA of Hemibagrus wyckioides, 1999 nucleotides long. It is a transcript of the gene carm1l, whose product is annotated as coactivator-associated arginine methyltransferase 1, like. Gene Ontology annotation, biological process: peptidyl-arginine methylation. The transcript is spliced from 14 exons. The record is from RefSeq and is a predicted model, not a curated record. Gene Ontology annotation, molecular function: protein-arginine N-methyltransferase activity. NCBI's taxonomy places the organism in Eukaryota, Metazoa, Chordata, Actinopteri, Siluriformes, Bagridae. The coding region runs from base 301 to 1692 and encodes 463 amino acids.
AUAUUUGGCCACAUCAUAAAGAGAGACCUUGAGGAUUUUAUGCAUAUGGUGCUCUGUCUUUGUGUAUAUUUGCUUGAUCCAGAGUCUUAGGGAGUUUCUAGUCACACCCCUUGCAGUUGGACAGACUUCUCUCUCUCUCCGCCCUCUCUCCUGACUCUGAACUUCCACUCAACUUCAAGACGUCCAUUUCGUUUCAGCUUGUCCCAGGCAAACAUCUCAGCAGUUCAGUCUCUUAAGCAGGAAAUCAUGUAGGUGUCUGACCGCAUUAGUAAGUUAGUAUGUGUGUGUAGCUUUUAAAAGAUGGGCAGCAGCGUGGAGCAGAGCUGCUUCUGUGUCACUCUGAGUUUUCUGAAGGACACUGAGGAUGACGCUGAGCUGCAAGUGUCCAACCAGAGACAGCAUCAGGAUCUCACACUGAAGGUCAUCAGAGAGACGGAGGACGUCACCCUUACAGCAGAGGACGGUGAUGGAGGCUCUGUCUUUAAGUUCUCCAUCAUGAGAGAGACAGAGUGUUGUCGAGUGGGGACUCAGUCCUUCCUUGUAACUGUGGGUUGUGUGAGCAUCCUACUGCGGUUCAAGACACGGACAGAGUUUCAGACCUUCCACAGAAUGAUAAGGGCAUGGAUCGACAGCGGGAGAGAGCUGUCAGCGUUCGACCAGAGGACAGAGAGCUCAUCUGCCCUCCAAUACUUCCAGUUUUAUGGCUGUCUUUCCCAGCAGCAGAACAUGCUUCAGGAUUAUCUGAGAACAGCCACGUACCAAAAAGCCAUUUUAGUGAACGACGUUGACUUCAGAGAUAAAGUGGUGCUUGAUGUUGGCUGUGGAACAGGGAUUUUGUCCUUCUUUGCCAUCCAGGCUGGAGCUAGGAAAGUGUACGCAGUGGAGGCCAGUUCCGUAGCCAGAUAUGCAGAAGUACUAGUGAGGAGUAAUGGAUUGGCGGAGAGGAUCACGGUGCUUGCCGGAAAGAUCGAGGAGGUGUCCUGCCCUGAGAAAGUGGACGUCAUCAUCUCAGAACCCAUUGGCUACAUGCUUCUCAAUGAGAGGAUGCUGGAGAGUUAUUUACACUCCAAAAAAUGGUUGAAGCCUAAAGGUAUGAUGUUCCCCACCUUCAGUGACAUCCACCUGGCCCCAUUUACAGAUGAGCAGCUUUACUUGGAGCACCAUGCACGCUCCAAUUUCUGGCUCCAGAGCUCUUUCUACGGGGUAAACCUGAGUGGACUCCAUCCCGCGGCCAUGGACGAGUUCUUCAGACAGCCGAUCGUGGAUACGUUUGAUACUCAUAUUCUGAUGGCCAGGUCUGUAAAGCACACCAUUAACUUUAUGGAAGCAAAAGAAGAGGACUUACACAGGAUGGAAAUUCCCUUCGUCUUCAAACUCAUGCAGUCAGGACUGAUUCACGGACUUGCGUUUUGGUUUGAUGUGGCGUUUGUUGGAUCAAGGACAACAGUGUGGCUGUCUACUGCGCCCCAUGAGCCACUGUCUCAUUGGUACCAGGUCCGAUGUCUCCUACAGACGCCUCUGUUUGCCAAGACAGGCCAGACUCUAUCCGGACGGGUUUUACUGAUUGCCAAUAAGAGGCAGAGCUAUGACAUUCAUAUUACAGCUGUAAUCGAUGAGUCCGGCUUUAAAUCUGGCAACACUUUGGACCUUAAAAACCCCUUCUUCCGGAUGCCAGGGUGGCUGCAGAUCUAAAGAGCCCACAGCAGUAAAGAGCAUUAAAGUGAGGAUUGGCAGAGUAGUCAGUGCCACAGUGGCUGGAAAAGCGGCAUGGCUGGGUAUGCUUAAUUCACCAUUUGUUGCUGGGAUUUUCAAUCUGCUCUGAAAUCCUCACUCUGUUCCUAGAAAACACCCCAGACACGCUCAGAUAAUCCGUUUUAAUGUGCAUGUUGUGUUUCUUGUCAGAGCUGUGUGUUGCUUAUGAGUGUGUUGUGAAGUCUGUACCCUGCAAAACUGUGUUGGUGUAACCUGAAUACAAAUAAAAUACUAUACAGGAUCGGUG